ACAAAAAGAUUUACAUUUACUAGAAAGCAAACUCUAAAUUAUUCAAUCUGCUCAUUAUUAAUUUAUGUUAAUAAUUUACAUCAUAUAUAAUAACAGCGCGUGCGUUACUAAAUAUUAAUAAUUAAUUUGUAUAUGUUAAUAACGUGAUAUUAUAAUUAUAAAACUGAUACGAAAGAAAAAUAAUUUUUAAAGGAUAAAUUUAUCUAAUUUUUCAGCGUGAAGUACUGUCGGUCCACAUUGGCCAAGGCGGCGUCCAAAUGGGCAAUGCUUGCUGGGAAUUGUAUUGUCUGGAACAUGGCAUACAACCUGAUGGCAUGCUUCCGCCUCAGAGUUGUUCUAGCGACGAGGGUUUUCAAACUUUCUUCAGCGAGACCGGCGGUGGAAAAUAUGUUCCACGAGCUGUAUUUCUGGACCUUGAGCCCACAGUCAUUGACGAAGUUCGGACAGGAACCUACCAUCAGCUAUUUCACCCCGAGCAGCUAAUUUCCGGUAAAGAGGACGCGGCGAACAAUUACGCUCGAGGACACUAUACUCUGGGAAAGGAAAUUAUCGACCUGGUUCUGGACAGAAUUCGCAAGAUCGCCGAUAUGUGCACCGGUCUCCAAGGAUUCCUAAUUUUCCACGCAUUCGGUGGUGGUACCGGUUCAGGAUUCACCAGCCUUCUAAUGGAGCGCCUCUCCAUGGACUAUGGCAAGAAAGCUAAACUCGAGUUCGCCAUUUACCCCUCUCCACAAAUUUCCACCGCGGUGGUAGAACCUUACAACGCCAUCUUAACUACGCACACGACGCUAGAACACUCGGACUGUGCGUUUCUUGUCGAUAACGAGGCGAUCUACGAUAUCUGCAGGCGAAACUUAGAUAUAGAAAGACCAACCUAUACGAAUUUGAAUAGAUUAAUUGGACAAAUAGUAUCUUCUAUCACGGCUUCUUUGAGGUUCGAUGGAGCGCUGAACGUGGAUCUAAUGGAGUUCCAAACGAAUUUGGUCCCGUAUCCCAGGAUUCAUUUUCCUUUAGCUACAUAUGCGCCGAUUGUUUCGAUUGAAAAAGCUUAUCACGAGCAAUUGACGGUGAUGGAGUUAACGUCGUCCUGUUUCGAACCUGCAAUGCAAAUGGUCAAAUGCAAUCCACAGAGAGGAAAAUAUAUGGCGUGCUGCUUAUUAUAUAGAGGUGAUGUGGUCCCGAAAGAUGUAAACGCGUCUAUUGCGACUAUUAAGACGAAGAGGGCGAUACAGUUCGUCGAUUGGUGCCCCACUGGUUUUAAGGUAGGGAUUAAUUACCAACCACCAACAGUAGUUCCUGGAGGAGAUCUCGCCAAAGUACAACGAGCUAUGGCAUUGCUUGCAAACACUACUGCAAUCGCCGAGGCAUGGACCAGACUAAAUAGAAAAUUUGAUCUCAUGUUCGGCAAACGUGCAUUUGUUCAUUGGUACGUGGCAGAGAGUAUGGACGAAAGUGAAUUUAACGAAGCCAGAGAAGAUCUGGCCGCUUUAGAAAAAGAUUACGAAGAAGUUGGCAUGGACUCGACGGACGCUGGCGAAGGUGAAGAUGAAAACUAAAUGGACCACAUGUUCCUGUCAGAAAACCAUCUUUUUACGCAGGAAUAUUUUAGGAGAACGACCAAUUCCCGCAUCUAUUUUGUAUAAGCUGUACACUGUUUUCGCCGAUUUUGUUUGUACUUGUCAUUGUUUUAAUAGAUAGCAUUAUUUUUAAUGUACAUAUACACAUUUGUAAACUUUUAUAUUGUAAAUAAAGGUUUAUUUUUUUCUAAAUUCUUCCAUCUUCGUUUAAUACUAAACUUUACAAGAUAUAAUUGAAUAAUAUAUGAUAAAAUCUCUUUCAACAUUUUUUUUUUAUCUAUUCCACAUAAAUCAACUACUUUAGACUAUUACGUUUCAUUAAUAAUUUACUAUCGAUAGAAUUAUUCCACUGAUUGGCCUAACUUGACUAAACUGUCUGCCCUUGAAAUAAUUCAGAUAUUCUUAUAAAGAAGAGGAUGGAGGAAGACACAAAAAUUCAUAGAUAUUACAGGCUUUUUAUUGUGUAGGACAGCACGCGGCUACACGAAUUAUAUUACAUAUGUAUAAAUUCGUAAUCGACAGCUUUACAGUUACAGAGAACUUUUAUCGCACAUAGAAUCAUCUUUCAAUCUCGAGGGGAGGGACAAGGGUGACAUCUUUUCUUCUAUUUUUUUCCAUUUUCUUUCUUUCCAAACCACGACGUAACGGACAGUACACUCGGUGUUAAUAACAUGAUAUGAAAACGCGCUUCGAAACGUUUCCAUUGCAGGCAACGCACGCUUCGAAAUUGCUUUUCUUCUUUCUUUUUUCUUUUGUGCGCAUUCUCGCCGAGUGGUACAAGACAAACUCAAUAAUAAUAUAAUCAAUAAUAAUAAACCUAAUAGUAAUAUCGAUAAUAGAAAUAAUAAUAAAAAAAUAAUGAUAAAAUAUAAAAGAAGAUCUAGACGAGUGUCCUCGCGUGACAAUCGAGAAAAGGAAAUCCCAAUUUGCUGGUCGAGUACGUCUAUUAUAUAAAAAGAAGAAAAGAAAAAGAUACGUUUGCGAUGAAAAAAACGGCGAAGGAUGAUGAAUGUAGGGGAACGCGAGAAGAACCACAACGACGAUGAUGAAAAAUAAAAAACAUCGAUCGAUCGGUACACCGACAUACAAUGAUAAUACAUCACGACGACAAUGACCCGGUGGCAUCAACGAGAGCGUCUGUUCAUUCGAUUCUUAGGAUAAUAAUCAAUAUAUAAUAUUUAUCUAUAAUAUCCUUCAUCGACAAAGAAAAAGAUACCAUCGAUCGUUUUUUACAUUUCAUAGGUUCACACGUUCAAUGGCGGAACUUUCUUAUUUUCUUCUUCUAGAUUUUCUGGUAAAACACGAAACAGGAAGAGCAAAUAUUGAACGACGUUUCGCUUGUGACACCUUUCAUCGAAGUCAAACGCGAUCACGACUAUUAUGAUUCUAUCGUAAAUAGAGUAUCCUAAUAAAAAGAUUCUCGUUGCGCGUGUCACGUGACUUGGUAUGCUUUUGCUCGACACGCGCCAUAUAUUAGCAAAUUCUUUCUUUUAAAACUUUGUAUUUUAUAAAAUUUCUGUUCAUUUUCUCUCAUUCACAUACAAAUACACCUACGCGAUCCUUUCAUACUUUUUUAUCUCUCUCUCUCUCUCUCUCUCUCUCUUCUUUUCUUCUUCUUUCUUUUUCUCUCUCCCUCUCAUACUCUGACCGCUUUUCUUUAUCUUUUAGAUAACCAUCUUUUUUCUUUCUCUCCUUAAUUCAAAUACAAUUAUCAUCAUCAUUAUCAUCAUCAUUUAUCUCAUCAUUUCUUUUUUGGAUUGGCAGGCAAGUUAAAGCUGCCGCUCGCUGGACUAGAGAUUUCACUACUCUUUAUUGCGCAUCCGUUGUCCGACGACAAUAUUCUUCUUUCUCUCCUUGUGUCUCUUUCUUUCUCAUUGUCGUUUGGCUCUCGCAUCUCCGGGAACGGCUAGGAACCGCAAUCCCAAUUUACGUGAUGUGACCUCUCUCAUCUCUUCCUAACUCUUUACGAUAUCUCUGUCUUAAGCUUUCUUUUCAUCUUUCAUUCUCUCUCUCUCUCUCUCUCUCUCUCUCUCUCUCUCUCUCCAGCGAAUGUUUCUUUUUAUUAUUCUUUAUUUCAUUUUAAAUAUAUAUGAUCAUGAGCAUUUCUUCGCCAGGCGAACAAUUUGCCCUCAUCGACAAAUACGUUUGUCAGGGGAAGAGCCGCUCGACGCUAAUCAUUACUUUUCGCCGGAUUUUUCGAUAUCACGCUGUGAAUAAUCGUUGAACGAGCAACCACAAUUCCCUUUUAACUGAACGCAUUAAGGACUAAUUCUUGCGAUUUGUGAUACGUUUGUUUUAAACUUGAGCAACAAAAAUUGGAGAUUAAAAUUAGGUAGCUUAAAAAAUAAUUAACUUGGUUCUUUUAAUUUUGUAGAGACUAGACUGGUAAAGUGGCAGUUGUGUUUCUGUAUAUUUCAUAUAAGAAGUAUUUAAGUACCUACAUCUAUAAAACAUAUUACACGAAUGUCCAGUGUCUUGAACGCAACUCAAUAUACAUAAUUGUUUCUUACAAUGAAACACAUAACCAGUGUUUGAUUAUUGCGGAUACAACUCAGGCAUAAAGUAUAAUACUUCAUGUAGUCUUGCCCAAUUCCAAACAUUAAAUAAUAUAAAAUUUU
Messenger RNA from Bombus pyrosoma, 4195 nucleotides. Its product is annotated as tubulin alpha-1 chain-like. Gene Ontology annotation, molecular function: structural constituent of cytoskeleton; GTP binding. The record is from RefSeq and is a predicted model, not a curated record. Bases 258 to 1556 code for a protein of 432 amino acids. Gene Ontology annotation, cellular component: cytoplasm; microtubule. NCBI's taxonomy places the organism in Eukaryota, Metazoa, Arthropoda, Insecta, Hymenoptera, Apidae. The transcript is spliced from 4 exons. Gene Ontology annotation, biological process: mitotic cell cycle; microtubule cytoskeleton organization.